AUGUUUCAUUUAGCUACGAAAUUUCCUUCACUCGUAUAUACCAGUAUCAAUCACAGAUUAUCAGCUGUAUUCUCCUCAAAAGUUGACUCAUUGUAUAGUGUUUUCGGGCUCUCAAGCAAUGCGACUCACCAAGACAUCAAAGAAGCCUUCUAUCGACUGUCAAAAAUAUACCAUCCUGAUGUGACUGAUGAUCCUAACUCUAGAGAAAGUUUCAUGAGUUGA
Schistosoma mattheei is the source of this 222-nucleotide messenger RNA. NCBI's taxonomy places the organism in Eukaryota, Metazoa, Platyhelminthes, Trematoda, Strigeidida, Schistosomatidae. The record is from the annotation of a GenBank genome assembly.